Messenger RNA from Haliaeetus leucocephalus (bald eagle), 812 nucleotides. It is a transcript of the gene CLDN10, whose product is annotated as claudin 10. Gene Ontology annotation, cellular component: plasma membrane; bicellular tight junction. Bases 18 to 554 code for a protein of 178 amino acids. Gene Ontology annotation, molecular function: structural molecule activity. The record is from RefSeq and is a predicted model, not a curated record. NCBI's taxonomy places the organism in Eukaryota, Metazoa, Chordata, Aves, Accipitriformes, Accipitridae. The transcript is spliced from 5 exons. Gene Ontology annotation, biological process: bicellular tight junction assembly; cell adhesion.
UUUUCCAGGGUCUUUGGAUGAACUGUGCCGGCAACGCACUGGGUGCUUUUCACUGCAGACCUCACCUUACUAUCUUCAAAGUAGAAGGUUACAUCCAAGCCUGCAGAGGACUGAUGAUCUCCGCUGUCUGCCUGGGCUUCUUCGGUGCCAUUUUUGGACUGGUUGGGAUGAAGUGUACAAAAGUCGGAGGCUCUGAUCAGACUAAAGCAAAAAUAGCUUGUUUAGCAGGACUGAUCUUCAUACUCUCUGGGUUGUGCUCUAUGACUAGUUGUUCCCUGUAUGCAAACAGGAUUACGUCUGAGUUCUUUGAUCCUUCUUUUGUUGCACAAAAGUAUGAAUUAGGAGCAGCUUUGUUCAUUGGAUGGGCUGGAGCUUCACUCUGCAUAAUUGGUGGCAGUAUAUUCUGCUUCUCAAUAGCUGAAAACAGUAAUUCUCCAAGGAGGGGUUAUGCAUAUAAUGGAGCCACAUCUGUGAUGUCUUCUCGUACAAAGGUCCACAACAGCGUCCCAGACAAAACCCCACCAAAGCACUUUGACAAGAAUGCUUAUGUUUAAUUGUACUGUUGGAAGAUUCAAAGCAUUUUAAAAAUGAGUUUGUAUGUUUCAUUCAGAGUGAUUUCUCCCCCUACCCCAACGUACUUACCACUAAGACAAUGACUUUUUAAAACAUUAAAUUGCAGCUUUUUACAUAUUGAUGUAAAUUUUAUUAUAUAAUAUUUUAAGAUUGAUGUUGGUAUUGUAAAGUUUAUACCUGGAAAUCAUGAACUGAUGUUGCUUUCUUGAAAAAAAUAAAUGAGGUAUUUAACAAUUCAG